UAGCCUCAAAGUUAGCUCUGUGUCUUUAUUGUUGUCUUUCUGCCGUUCUGUCUUAAUUCAUGUACAUGAAGAAGAGGGGUGUUUGUGUGUAGUGGACUGGUGGCCUUUAAAGUUGCAGUUGGGGCUUGCACAGGGACUCUUCCACUUGUCGCCAUCACUCAGACAAGCUGGGAAAGGAUGUACAGCCUGCUGUAUCUCUUGAACAUUCCCAACUAGAAACCAUGGCUGGAUUUUACGGCUGCUUGCAGGGAAAGAACAGUGACUGCAGUAUCAUGGCCUCUGGACCAUCAGAUGUGUUGACCAACCAGGAUCCAGCAGACACCACCGAAGAGUGCACAGGCAAGAAGAAGUCCAAGUUCCAGACCUUCAAGAACUUAUUUUCUAAGAAGAAGAGAAAGGAGGCCGCUGCUCCUGCCGGGGGGGACAGUGGGUUGAAGUGUAGCCAGUCUAGUGACAAUGUCAACGCCCCCGAACCUGCACUUCUCAUCCUCUCUGAGAAAGACGAGGGCUCUGGGUCAAAAAUAAAUAUGGGUAAUAAGGCUCUGUCACAUGACAGUGUCUUUGUCUCUGAAUCUCCUUUGUCAGAGGUGACUGAGGGUCUGGGAGUCUCUCAGGACAGCAUCCAUGGGAAAGUCAAGUCUCUACAGGUCAUCAGGCGAGGGUCUCCUCCUUCUCUGUUGAAACAGGUCAUCAGGCUAGGCUCUCCUCCGUCUCUGUGUGUGAAGAAGAUGGAUGACGCAGGGACUCUUUCAGAGGAUGACGGCCUGCCCUGCAGCCCACCAGAGUACUCCACCCUGCACACUGUCCUGGCUGGGGUGUCCCACAGGUCUUCCAAACCGGUGCAGAGGAACAGCUCCCUGAGUCUGGAAGGGACCGACAGUGAUGAAGACCAGAUGUCCUGUGAGACGGGCUCCAGAUCGGUCAGUCCCCUGGUCUUCCUGCCUGUAGACUUCAGCCAGCCUGCCAGUCCCAUGGGCUGCCUGGACAACACUGCCGCUCGCCACCGCCUGGCUGUCCGACACAAGGCCUGUGCCAAGACGAGGAAACCCACCACUAGGGUUGAUGGCAGGGCUGAAGGAGAAUCAUUCCAGGAGGAAAGACAGAAUUGUAUCAUUCCAGAAUCUGUGGAGGAGGAUGAGGAGGAAGAUGUGAAACGUGAGCAGGCUGGUGUUGCGGAGGAGGAGGAGGAGCAGCAGACAGAUGGGGUCGUGGUGUCCCAGCAGGCCGAGCGGUCAGCCCCAGAUGAAGAGGAUAAGCAGGGUGUCCAACAGGAAGUGUCUCAUGCUCAGGAUGCCCCCUCCCUCUCCAUACAGAAUGACUCUGACUCUGAGGAAUGUCUUUCAGGCCAGGCUGAGGUUCCAGCUCCCCGGCUCCAGACCGCCCCACUGCUUGGCUCCCUGAAGUCUCUGGAGCCCCCUGCUGGAUAUGACUUCCUCCUGUCCCCUCCUGGGUGUAAGGUGGCUGUGGAGGGAGGCUCUCUACUCCAGGAGGUGUUGAGCUCCCUCAAGGGUCCACUGACAUCUGUCCUGGGGCUGGAGACAGAGGCUGUGCUUGUGGAGGUGAAUAUGGAGGGGUCAGAGGCUGAGAGCAGGGUGGAUGAGCUGGCAUUGAACCCACAGGAAGAAGCGUGUCUCCCCAGUGAUGGACCGGACUGCUCAGCAGAGCCCCGAGAGGAGGUGGAGGGUGAGCCUUAUGAAUCUGAGGAGGAGUUAGUGGUGGAACAUUUCCAUCCAAAGGAGGAAGAGGAAGAUGCAGAGGAAAUCAACCCUGAGUACUUAACCAAAGAAGAUCAGGACAUGCCUUCAGUGGAAAAGGAGGAAGAGGAGGGGGCAGAGGUAGAGGAGAAGGAAACAGAGGAGGUUGUGGAAGAUGAGAGGAGGGAAGAGGAGGUCAAAAUGGAGCCAGUCUCAGAUGUGCCAGUGCAGACAGCCUUAUUGGAGCCAGGGGAGGAAGAUGAUGUAACGCCAACCUCUGUGGAGAAUGAUUUCCAGCAGGUUCCAGACAGAGACCCUGAGAGAGCUUGUGAGAGCCCUGAGUGCACCACUGAACUGUCUGACCAAACAGUCACAGACCAAGCCUGUCUCCCCCAGCUGCCAAACAGCAGUACACCUCCUCCAGAGUCCCUGGACAAGCCUGAGGCCCCUGCACACACCACACAGGACCAGGAAGAGCCCAGUGUAACAACUGACCAGCCCUGUAUAACCAGUCCCAGUGCAGCCGCCGGCCCGGAGCAGAGCCCCCAGGAGCACUGCAGGGGACCAACUGCCACCGAGGAUCCUGAGAAACCAUCUGGUGGUUCUGAACAUAAUAGACCCAGGUACACCAUUGCCCCUGCCUGGCAAAGGUUGGCUACCAAAGAGCUAACCUCCCCUUCUCCAUCUCCCUCGGUCACUGUGCCUGGGGCUGUGGAAGGAAAAAGAGACCCCCCAAGUGGAGUGGAGCCACUUAGCCCUGUGGGGGCUGAUGUCCCUGCUAGUCCCAUCCCAACACAGAGCUCCACAGCACCCAUCAUGUCACCUGAAGACACUCCCCCUGCAGCCCAGGAGGAAGAGACCCCUGAGAAUCUGUUUGGUGUCAGGCUUAGGAAGACCUCUGUGGGUAUGCUUCGCUUAGGCUCAGAGAGUGAAACUCCUCCUGCAUCCCCAGCACACUCACUUCCCAUAGAGCCACAGAGGGGCUCGUUCACUGAACCACAGCCAAACAGCAAACCUGCCCUGCCUAGAAAGCCCUCAGAGCUGGAUGGUAUGGUCAAGCCAAAGAGAAUACCAGAUCUGUCUGGGGGUCGAGAGCCUAGUGGGGGACCUGGUGGGGGAUCUCAAUCGCCAAGCUGGAUCUCAGUGGCCAGACAAAAGCAGAGGAUCUUAAAAGAGAACUCAUUGGAGGAAACCACGGAUAACAAAGUCCCUGCAGAGAUGGAGGAGCUUAACAGAAAAAAAAACAUUCAUACAUUGACAAGGCCUGUCAACAAAGACCAAGCCAAGCCUCCAGGAUCUCCUGUUAAAGUGUUGUGUUCCCUGGAGAUCUCCAAGCCUGUCGUGGUUGAGAAGGAAGGGAAGAGAGCCCUGGCUCACCCAGCCCCUACAGCCCUGGCUCAGGGCGAGCCCCCGUGGUUGGCCCUUGCUAAGAAGAAGGCCAAAGCCUGGAGCGAGAUGCCCCAGAUAGUGCAGUGAAGAUGGGCCAAACCAUCCGUCCGCUGAUGGAUCAGAAUGCAUUUGCACACCCAGAGUAUAACUUUUGUUUUCUACUUCUUCUGCUGUUCUAAUACCUUCAAGCUUCUGAUUGGUCAGACACUGAAACCCUCAAAUCACACGCUGCAGUGAAAGGAGUGAGUUGGGAAUUGGGCCAAAUGAGUAAAGGUUUUGAAUUAUUGAUUGAUACGGCAUACAAUUGGAUUCAGUUGACAUGAUAUGUCUUUAAGUAAGACAGACCAAUGACUAAAUUAGUUAUUUGUUUUAAUUUCUUAACUGACAAUGUCAGUCUGUAUGAGGUGAGGUUCAGGUGUGUCAAAACCUUAAACCUAGCCUUGAUCUUUGAUUUGGGGAUGAAUAAGCAUGGAUGGAAAGAAAGAGAUGAAGGUUUCUUCUUUUUAUUUAUUAAAUCUCUCAUGUUUGA
Molecule: messenger RNA, 3612 nt
Organism: Salvelinus namaycush (lake trout)
Lineage: Eukaryota; Metazoa; Chordata; Actinopteri; Salmoniformes; Salmonidae
Product: CRACD-like protein
Exons: 12
Coding region: 222-3170 (982 amino acids)
Source: RefSeq, a predicted model, not a curated record